Messenger RNA from Kockovaella imperatae, 924 nucleotides. RefSeq lists its product as hypothetical. NCBI's taxonomy places the organism in Eukaryota, Fungi, Basidiomycota, Tremellomycetes, Tremellales, Cuniculitremaceae. The coding region runs from base 17 to 913 and encodes 298 amino acids. The transcript has 3 exons. The record is from RefSeq and is a predicted model, not a curated record.
CACUCAUCUUCAUAUCAUGUCAAUCGAUUUAGACGGCCCUUCGAACCGCGCUGGCCCCUCUCGGAUUCCUCCAGACUACCCCCUCACGCACGUGCACUCAGUGUCUGAUGCGUCGCAACUUCUCCCAUCGUCUGUCGGUGCAUACGCGCUGGGAGCAGGUGCGAUCGGGUUCAUCAUAGGGGCCAAGAGGGGAGGAGCAAGAGCUAGAUUGAGAUUCUUAGCUGAAAAUGCUCAUCGUCCGCCAAAGACCAAGGAGGGAUGGUACUGGUAUCUUCGUGCGAGAAACUACAUCAUGAUCAAGAAUGGAGUCUUGACAGGUGUCAGGUAUGGAUCAGCUUUCAGUAUCGCUACGGGAUGCUAUGCGCUUCUGGACGAGAGUAUAGGCUGGUACAGGGAGAACAGACUUGGCGAUGUCGUACCGAGGGCAAUCCCCGAGGAAGAGAUGAGACGAUUCACUUGGAGAAGGGGUGAAGUGAGAUUGUACGAUGGAGCCAUUGCGGGUGGUCUACUGUCGGCAUCUAUCAGCUUGCUGUGGCGACUUCCCCGUACACUGUUCUUUCGAGCUUUCGUACUCGCUAUAGGACUGGGAUCCCUCGAAUCGGGUCUUCAAAUGGUCCGGGACAAAUUGGAAGUAGGCGCUCAGGAUCAAGUCCGAGCAGUCCGAGCAGAGGUGGCUAGGAAAGAAAAGGAGGAAGAAGACGCUUUAACGGAUAAGCAAAGACAGAGGUUAAAGUAUCUUAGAGAAGGUGGAGAUUUCUCAGCGAGCGAUAGGAGACGGAUCAUUGAUGCUAUGAACGAGGAGACAAGGUUGGCAAAGAUCGCGCAGGACACUAGUGAGAGUCAGAAGAAUGAGGGGCAAGAACGGCAGCAUCCCACGGGAGGCGAUGGAUCAUGGUGGUCCUGGAGGGGAUGAAGAAUAACUUC